UAAAUAGCCUUGAAGGUUACCAUUGGAACAGCUGAUUCUGUGCUACUUUACAAAGGAAAUAUAUAAAUUCGAAGUUUAUUGAAGACUUAGUCGAAUGAUAAUCAGAGUUCCAUGAGCAGUGAUAAUUUUUCGCUGAACAACAAUGACAGGGUGCCUGGAGUAUACGUAAAUCCAACCUUACAAAAACAUCCACGUAUAUGUUAACCUUCAAUGAUAAAGUGAUUGAAGCCUGAAUUAUCAAAAUCGAAGGAAUAUUCGAUGAUAAAUAUCAUUAAUGUGUACAUACUCUGGACGUAGAUGUGAUAUUAAUUAAAUAGUGAAGAUGGAAAUAAGACCUGGAGUAUUAAUUUUACUGGGGCUGACGUUAUUCACAUUGGUGAGGGCAGAUGUUGUGAAGGAUAAUGAUAAGGAGAGUACUCCAGAGCAGAACGAAAAAACGACGACAAUUGCGGAGGAUGAUGACGAGGACGUUGAGGAGGAUCUGACGAAUGUGUUUGAGCAGUUGAAGGAGCUGAAGGCUCUCAGGGACUCAAUGUUACAGCUUGUACCGGCUGCUGAUUCUUUUUCUGAUGAUAAAAUUACAAAACAACCAAAAGAAUCGACAAUCAGCGAGGAGGAUAGCUCACAGGAAAAGAGUAAUUCGUUCAGCCACAUUACAGCUUGGAAUAACCUGCUUAAGGUUGCCAAGAAAAUUGGUUUAGAACCUGUCCCAGAAUUUUCUAAUGCUGAUUCAACAAUUUCCCGUUGGGAAGAGGAGUCAGAGGAAGACUACAGUGAAGCUGAAGAAGAGCCACCGGAACCGUUGACUCCGGAGCAGCAAGAAGCUGAAGAGUUGUUUAAAAAAGCCCAAAGUAUGCUGAACGCCACGAGGAGUAAUAAGGCAGAGGCUUAUAAGUUAAUAACAGCAGCUGCAACUCUGGGGCACAAGGAAGCUAGAUCGAUGUUGGCGUGGGCCCAGUUGCUCGGGACUCAAACUGGCCUCCCAUCAGCGAAUCAGGAUAUUCCUGCUGCUUUUCAAACGUUCCAGGAGCUCGUCGAAACGGGUCUCCCUUCAGCACACAUGGGAAUGGGAUUUUUCUACACGAUGGGGCUCAAUAUGGUGAAUAUAUCCCAAGGAAAAGCAUUUUUGCACUACACAAUAGCAGCACUUGGUGGUGACACCCGAGCCCAAAUGGCCGUGGGCUAUCGGCACUGGGCUGGAAUUUCCACAGUAUCAACUUGUGAAAGAGCCCUCGACUUUUAUCGGAAAGUUGCCAAUAAGGUUGCUGAGCAAGUGUCUCUCAGCGGAGGUCCAGUUGUUCAACGAAUUCGAUUGCUGGAGGAGCAAGAAAAUCCAGAAUAUAAUUCUGGAAUCUUGGAUGAUGAUUUGAUUGAAUAUUAUCAGUUAUUGGCGGAGCGAGGGGAUGUCCAGGCACAAGUCGGAUUAGGGCAGCUUCAUUAUCAAGGAGGCAGAGGGGUUCCUUUGGAUCAUCAGAGAGCUUUGGAUUAUUUCCAACAUGCAGCCGACGCUGGGAAUCCUGUCGCCAUGGCUUUUCUUGGGAAGAUUUACCUCGAAGGAAGUGACAUUGUUCAACAAGACAAUGAAACUGCCUACAAAUAUUUCGCAAAAGCAGCCAUGUUGGGAAAUCCAGUGGGACAGAGUGGCUUGGGUUUGAUGUAUUUAUAUGGCAGAGGGGUUGAACGUGACACAGGAAAAGCACUUCAAUAUUUUUCUCAAGCUGCUGAUCAAGGCUGGGUAGAUGGUCAACUGCAAUUAGGCAACAUGUACUUUAGUGGUACAGGUGUUCGUCGUGAUUACAAAAUGGCUAACAAAUACUUCAAUCUGGCCAGUCAAUCAGGUCACGUUCUGGCGUUUUACAAUUUGGCUCAGAUGCACGCGACAGGAACGGGAAUGAUGCGGAGUUGUUCAACAGCAGUUGAACUAUUGAAAAAUGUCGCCGAGCGAGGAAAAUGGAGUGAUCAAUUGAUGACAGCGCACACAGACUACAAAGAGGGUAGAAUCGAUCAAGCCUUCAUUCGUUAUGCCCUCUUAGCAGAAAUGGGAUACGAGGUGGCCCAGAGUAACGCUGCAUUCAUCCUGGACCGAGGGGAAACCGGAGUAUUGACUCCUGAAGAAGGAUUAGUGAUGGCUCUUGCCUUCUGGGCACGUGCAGCUGUUCAAGGCUAUUCUCCAGCCCAAGUCAAGCUUGGAGAUGCUCAUUACUAUGGUCGAGGGACUCGAGUUGACUACGAAGCUGCCGCUGGAUACUACAGACUCGCCUCUGAUCAGCAACACAAUGCCCAAGCUAUGUUCAACCUGGGGUACAUGCAUGAAAGAGGACUUGGUUUGGCUCGUGAUCGUCAUCUAGCCAAACGAUGUUAUGAUCUAGCUGCUGAAGCUAGUCCUGAUGCUCGCAUACCUGUUGCUCUAGCACUUGUCAAAUUAUUCCUUCUCUUCGGCAUUGACUACCUGCAAGAGUUCAGCUUCUCCGAACAAUUUAGCAAAUGGGAUCAACUGUUUGGUCCCAACUGGGAUCUUUAUCUCAUUGGACUCUUCACGGGUUUAGUCAGUCUCAUAAUCUACUUUCGCAGACCACAGCCACCAACUGGUGGGGUCAAUGCUCCUGUUAACUAGUUGACUAUUGAGUUGAUUUCUUUCUUGUCUAUCUAUUGAACUGUAGUCAAGUGGUGAAACGAGAUGGGUUGAGUGUAUUACAGAACAGACGAGGUUUUUCGUGAAUAGAUUUCAAGCAUGAAUCAUAGUCGAAUUGUCUAUGAAAGAUUUUGGCCUUUGAAACAUUAUCAGAUGAUAUUGCCCCAUCUCAUUUCAACAAUUUGCUACGAAAAAAAAUCUGGUUCUAAGCUCAGAGUUUAUUCAAUAUUUGCGUAAAGAAAUUUAUUGUAUCAUUCUCAGCAAUCACGAGCUCCGCGUUGUAUUGUUAAUUACAUUCUAAAAGCCUGUGUCAGUGAAUAUCUGGAUUAUAUGUUUUUCUUUCUCAAGUGGGUUCAUUGUGUUUGAAUGAGAAUGUAUUCAAUAGAUGCUGAGCUCAGAUCCGUGGAGAUUUUAUAUCAAAACAGAAAAGUUGACUGUUUUGUCUACGGAAAAAAACAUGAACAUAGUAAUCAGUUUUGAUGUUUGCUGAGUGAGAAAAAUCUAUUGUCAAGAACCAAAUACUUGUUAAUGACUGAAGUUUGUAUUAUGAAGAUUUAGGAAAGCAGAAAUCUAAGAAAAAAUGAGUAAAUAAAUAAGUUCGUAUAAAAUUUAUGAAUAAAA
This is a messenger RNA of Diachasmimorpha longicaudata, 3253 nucleotides long. It is a transcript of the gene Hrd3, whose product is annotated as protein sel-1 homolog 1. Gene Ontology annotation, cellular component: endoplasmic reticulum membrane. Bases 323 to 2614 code for a protein of 763 amino acids. The record is from RefSeq and is a predicted model, not a curated record. The transcript is spliced from 5 exons. Gene Ontology annotation, molecular function: protein binding. NCBI's taxonomy places the organism in Eukaryota, Metazoa, Arthropoda, Insecta, Hymenoptera, Braconidae. Gene Ontology annotation, biological process: ERAD pathway.